This is a messenger RNA of Caenorhabditis briggsae, 276 nucleotides long. The transcript has 3 exons. The record is from RefSeq and is a predicted model, not a curated record. Bases 1 to 276 code for a protein of 91 amino acids. NCBI's taxonomy places the organism in Eukaryota, Metazoa, Nematoda, Chromadorea, Rhabditida, Rhabditidae.
AUGUUUUUAGCUUUAAAAGAACCGCUAGAUGAGGAGGAAGUCUUGGAGCCGGAGCGCCAAGUACCAAGUCAGAGCACGGAUCAGCCAAUGGAGCUAAUGGUGCAGACCAAAGAAGCGAAGGAGACCUCACCGUCGGAAAAGCAAAGUCCAGGAGCGGCGGACACGGCGAUCGAAUCCAUAGCGCAAAAGUUCGAGGGGACCGCAACGUUUGUAAAAGAAGGAGGCAUACCGAGAACCGAAAAGCCAAAAAAGAAGCACAACGGCGUUCGGAGUUAG